This is a messenger RNA of Diospyros lotus (date-plum), 970 nucleotides long. RefSeq lists its product as uncharacterized. Bases 365 to 970 code for a protein of 201 amino acids. The transcript is spliced from 2 exons. The record is from RefSeq and is a predicted model, not a curated record. NCBI's taxonomy places the organism in Eukaryota, Viridiplantae, Streptophyta, Magnoliopsida, Ericales, Ebenaceae.
UGGAAUGGAGAGAGAGAAAGGGCGAAACGGACGGGCAGGCGCGACUGCAGCCUCCUUGCCCUCCUUCCACUCUGUUCAUUAAUGCCACCGGAAGCGGCGGCAGCACAACCCGGUGGGGCUGGUGCCGUUCCUUAUUUUCUCCACCACCUCUUUCCGCCACCACCCCAACCCCUUGGGGCUGCAGGCCGACGUCGUCGACGUCCACUACUUCCGCCGGCCGCCGCUACCUGCGCCCCAGCCAAUCCAUUUCGCGUAUAUAGUUUCAAUCUUCAAUUAAUUAAUUUCCUCCACUAUUAUUACGUACAUUUUCUUGCGUGAUCCUCCUCAUAAAAUUAAUUAAACUGUAACCAUACGUACCGUCAGAAUGGGAGAACCGGCAGAGAGAUUGGCCCGCCCGAACUUGCCGUGUUCUUCGUCGUCGAGUUCCUCCGAUUGCGAGAGGGAGGAGCUGAAGCGGCUGGAGCACGCACCGCCUUUCUGGAGAAACAACCGCAAGCGGCUGUCGAAGCAGCUCUCCAUGUGCGAGACUCGCCGUGAUAUAGCCUGGGAGCGGCACCGGCGCCGCCAGAUUCUAGGCCUGGAGCGGAGGAAGGACGGGAUGAAUGAGUCGGACGAUUUGACCGACGAGGACCUCAAUGAGCUCAAAGCUAGCAUCGAGCUCGGGUUCGGCUUCAACGAGGAGAACGGCCAAACUCUGUGCAACACAUUGCCGGCUCUUGACCUAUAUUUCGCCGUCAAUCGGCAGCUCUCCAUGAGUCCAAUGUCCACGCCGAAUAGUACAGCUUCGCCGACAUCUCUCAGAGCCUCAGGGUCUAGAUCGCUAGGACACCGGUCGUCGUCGUUUGGCAGCGCCAGAAGCGAAUCCGACUCCUGGAAGAUAUGCUCUCCAGGCGACAGUCCGCAGCAAGUGAAGACGAAGCUGAGGCAUUGGGCACAAGCUGUUGCAUGUUCUGUGAUGCAGUCCUCUUAA